CUACUAUAGUAGAGUAGUAUACUCAGUGGAGACUCAGUAGGUAUAUACUACUCUAGUUGACAACGGUGCGCGGACUGCAACGGUGACUAAUUUCGUAUUUGGCUUUUACUUUAUUGCGAAUCAUCACAUAGGAUCGUAAUACUAAGUACCUACUUACUACACGCAAUAGAGACAUAACAUAGAAGAGAUAUGGAAUGCAAAAAUAAACAAAACAAGUCUCUUGGCCGAACCAAAACAGUGGGACAACAAAUUUUGGAGAUCUUGCCGAUAAUAUUAGAUUUUUUCCUAUUAAUCAUUCAAGUAAAUUAUCAUAUCAUGGAAGCGAUAUAUAGAAUUUUUAAGCCUCUUGACCCUUCGCCCGUUAAUAACGAAUUAGUGUUGGUAACAGGUGCUGGUCAUGGUAUAGGAAGAGAACUGGCUCUACAAUAUGCUUCCGAAGGAGCAACGCUUGUAUUAUGGGACAUCAACGAAGAGGGCAAUCAAAGCACUGCACAAGCAAUCUUGAAAAAUGGUGGAGCUAAGCCAUAUACUUAUACCUGUGACGUUUCUGACAGACAAUCUGUUUUAAAUGUAGCGAGAAAAGUUAAAGAAGAUAUAGGCGAUAUAAGCAUUUUAAUUAACAAUGCUGGUAUAAUGCCUGCCCAUCCAUUAGAAGAACACACUGAAGAAGAAAUUAAGAAAAUUAUGAGCAUUAACGUAUUGGCGCAUUUUUGGACCAUUGAAGCUUUUCUGCCAGCCAUGAAGAAAAAUAAUCACGGCCAUAUUGUAGCACUAUCAUCGGUAGCUGGAAUAGCUGGAUUACCAAAUUUGGUUCCAUAUUGCGCAUCAAAGUUUGCUGUGAGAGGAUUAAUGGAAUCGUUGAUGGACGAAUUGAAUUGGAACCCUUACAAUAAUGUUAAACUAACUAGUGUAUGCCCCUAUAUGGUUGAUACAGGACUUUGCAAAAAACCUUUUGUCAGAUUCGAGAAUGCUUUGAAUCUUUUAGAACCUAAAUACGUGGCAGCACAAAUAAUGCAUGCACAAAGAACUGGGAUUCUUGAAUGUACGAUUCCCCGGUUUUUAUUGACAGUGAAUUAUGUUACAAGGCUAUUGCCAACAAAAGCAGCCAGCAAAGUUAAAGCGUUUUUUGAAAGUGGAGUUCAUUCUGAUAAAGGAACAUGAAAAUUAGGUCCAACAUCGUUCUAUUAUUUACCACUGGAAAUAUAUUUUUAAGAGCUUAGGAUGAGGAUGUAAAAAAACUAUUUCGGUUUUGCUAUUUAAUUUUUUAAUAAAAAUUAUUAAAACAACAGUAUCUUAAUUAUUUGUAACAAUAUUUUACAUGCGUAAAGGGCCCCAUACACUACGAUUAAACACGACGGCUUUCAUCGCCGCGAUGAAACACGUCGUUCCAAAACCGGAGUGUGUGGUAGAAAAACACGACGGUUUUUUACCACACACUUCGGUUUUGGAACGAUGUGUUUCAUCGUGGCGAUGAAAACCGUCGUGUUUCAUCGUAGUGUAUGGGGCCUUUAACGUUCUAGUUCGUUUUCUUGUUCUUAAUUAGAUAAUUUUUGGAUAUCAUAGAAAAAUUAUAUGUAUAAUAAAAAAAGCAUAUUAAUAUAAAGCUGUACGAUAACAGAAACUCAAAAAAAAACAUUACUUUUAUAUAAAUUAACAAUAUAAACUUUCUUAAUAAAAAAAAAGAAUUGUAGUUACUAAAGGUUUGACAAAGGCUCUGAAGAAGAGAUUCGACAGUGCUAACUGUAACUAUCAACGACAAUUAACGAUGAAGGAACUUCAUAUAAUUGUAAAACUGGAAUAUGGUCCGCCCCCAAAGCACUGCAAUAUAUACCUAAAUUAGCUCCCAAGUCAAAUGUGCCAGGGCUAACCACUAUCACAGAAAGCUUUACAGAGGAUGUGGUCAAUGGCCGAAGAGUGCGAAUUAUUUUUCCGCUCGAUACCCAGGAAAAAUUACUUGCCGCUUGCGAAUUAGAUAAGUUCGAUUUAUUCAAUCUAUUUACGUUGGUGUCGGUUUUCAAACUGAAAAAAUGCAAAGUUUAGCAUACUUAUUAGCAAAAUAUCUAAAUUUUUAGGUGAUACAUUGGCUUUGUAUAUUCUGCGCAGUUGUUAAAAACGCUUUUUGUGGGCGUUUUAAAAAAAAUAUUUAUGUCAAUAGCACCUUUCUUGGCACUUCUGUGCGUUUAUCUUGGACUCUUGGUAACACACUUUUAUCAAAUAAUACAGAGCCACUAUAACAUAAUUUGCUCACCUAGGAUCAAUCGUAUUAAUCAUGAUGAUGAUAUCAUUCUCAAUAAUGCUAUGUAAUACUAGAGUAACUGGAACCACACAAGUACUUCUAUUUUUGAAAUUAUGCGUAACCACUGGAGGAUAAAGCAAGUUAUAAGUAACUUGUUUUUUGGCAUUUUCAAUGCUACGGUCUUCUUCAGUUAAAGAACUAUUUAAAUCUAUAACUGUAUCAGAUAUUAGCGCAUCUAAUUGUUGUUCUCCUCUAAUAAUUUCUACUGGAACACAAGUUUGACCAUGGACAAUUCUUCUCUCAGAUCCAUCAGAAACUAAAGCUUUCCACUCUAAAAUUAAAGUUCCAUCUCUUGUUUUAUAUUUGAAAUUAUUCUGGAAGGAGUUUAACAAAGUUUCAUGACUUUUUCUUGCAAACACACGAAGAGCUGUUGGUAAGUGUGGUAAUUCGGCUUUAUCAGAGCUCAGUGGUAUACUAGAGUAUUGAUUGUCUUGGUGAACUUUUCUUUUUGCUUUGAUUAAAAUAUGUGCCGAUUCUUGAGAAUUUAAAUUAAUAUAUUUUGGUGUCACAAUAUCUUUGGUUAAAAUCCAGUUGUUGCUAACUAGAGCAAUAUUAAGUAAAGUUAUUUCGGUUGAUAUUGUAUUGUGAAUUCUGUUGAGGUUGGUUGUUUUCAGCGCAAGUGCUAGAUUUUCGGCCACACUUGAAUUAUAACUGGUUUGAGUUGAAACUUCUACGGAAAUUGACUCUUGUACAGAUAAAUUCCAUGAGUGCCUUAUCAGUC
This is a messenger RNA of Ceutorhynchus assimilis (cabbage seed weevil), 3017 nucleotides long. NCBI's taxonomy places the organism in Eukaryota, Metazoa, Arthropoda, Insecta, Coleoptera, Curculionidae. The record is from the annotation of a GenBank genome assembly.